This is a messenger RNA of Chionomys nivalis (European snow vole), 2612 nucleotides long. Its product is annotated as transmembrane protein 184C-like. The coding region runs from base 175 to 1629 and encodes 484 amino acids. Gene Ontology annotation, molecular function: transporter activity. The transcript has 14 exons. NCBI's taxonomy places the organism in Eukaryota, Metazoa, Chordata, Mammalia, Rodentia, Cricetidae. The record is from RefSeq and is a predicted model, not a curated record. Gene Ontology annotation, biological process: transport.
UUUUUAUUUUUAUAUUUUAUUUUAUUUAUUUAUUAAAGAUUUCUGCCUCCUCCCCACCACGACCUCCCAUUUCCCUUCCCCUCCCCUAAUCAAGUCCCCCUCCCUCAUCAGCCCGAAGAGCAGUCAGGGUUCCCUGCCCUUUGGGAAGUCCAAGGACCUCCCACCUCUUCGAAGAUGACUUUCACUACUGUGGAUGUUCCGGAAGCAGAGCCAGAGGAGCAAAAAACCGAAGAAAACCCGCCAAAAUCUCGGCUUGGUUCGUUUUUUGAGAUGGUCAAAACUAUGUUUUUUGUGAAAAUGUCCUGCACCUGUAAUGGGAACAACUGGAGGCAAUGGAUCGGACCCCUGCUUGUGUUUAUUUACUUUAUUUUCAUCCUUGUUUCCCUCGGUGUUUGGCAACUUCAAAAACUAAAGGCUGGAAUGCACAUACAACUAUGGCUUAUUGCUGCUGUUUUUAUGCUGUUGACAAUCCCUGUGUCCUUCUGGGAGAUUGUGCAGCACUUAGUGCAUUUCACACAACCAGAACUCCAGAAGCCCAUUAUAAGGAUUCUGUGGAUGGUUCCAUUAUACAGUUUUUGUAGUUGGCUAUCUUUGAAAUAUCCUAAAAUCUUCAUCUAUAUGGAUACCUGCAAGGACUGGUACGAAGCUUUCGUUAUUUAUAACUUUAUGAUGUUACUCAGGAACUACCUACAAAUACAAUUCCCCGAUGUGAUGUUCCACCUGGAAACUAAAGGUCAGCAACAGCAUCACCCCACUCUGUGCUACUAUUCACCAUGGCCUAUGGGAGAAAUGCGGUAUUAUUGGUACCGAUUUGGAGUGUUGCAGUACCUUGUGGUCAGAUCAGUCACCACUAUGACAACAUUGGUAUGUGAAAAUAUUGGUAUACUUCAUGAAAUGACCUUUAAUGUCUACAACUCAUGGACUUACUUAUGUAUUUUAAACAACAUUUCACAGCUGUUUGCCUUGUCCUCCCUCUGGCUGUUUUAUAGAAUGCUGAAAGAAGAGUUCAGACCUCUAAAACCUGUUUUCAAAUUUCUUUGUUUCAAAAUUGUAAUCUGUCUCACAUUCUGGCAAGCAGUACUAAUGAGUGUAUUGCUAAAAUCUGGCAUAAUUUCAAAGAUACAUGUGAUGGAAGGGCAACGUCCUGAAGCUGUGGCCACAGGCCUGCAGGAUGUCCUCAUCUGCAUCGAAAUGCUUUUCAUGGCGAUUGGAAAUCAUUAUAUAUUUUCAUAUAAGCCAUAUAUAAAAGAAGGAGAGGAAGGCUCAUGCUUCGACUCCUUCGUAGCAAUGUUUGAUGUGUCUGAUAUCAACCAUCACAUUGCCGAGGACAUGAGAUAUUUAAAAAGAAUAACACAGUGUUCUCCAAAAAAAGAUCCAGUACUCGAAACCCAGAGCAUACUCAACACCCUAGUCGUCUUAUCUCAUGACCACCAAAUGAAGGUUCUCCAAGCACAAAGACAAUCUUACGCCAGCGCGAGUAUCGGGACUUUGGACAAGAAUAUUCCUCAUAAUGCAGCCGUUGCAUUCCAUCAGGGUGAACAUACAAAAAUAGACAUACCAGAACACGAGGGCCCUCCUGACAGUUCAGGGUAUGUGAAAAUAUUGGUGUCCACAGUGAAAGACCUUUAAUGUCUUCAACGCAUGGACUUAUGUAUUUUAAAUAACAUUUCACGAGUGGAUGUCCUCAUCUGCAUCGAAAUGCUUUUCAUGGCGAUUGGAAAUCAUUAUUUGUUUUCAUAUAAGCCGUAUAUAAAAGAAGGAGAGGAAGGCUCAUGCUUCGACUCCUUCGUAGCAAUGUUUGAUGUGUCUGAUAUCAAGUAUCACAUUGCCGAGGACAUGAGAUAUUUCGAAAGAACAAUGCGAGGCUCCCAAAAAAGUUGUUUUCCCGAAGACCCAGAGCAUACUGAACACACAAGUCUUCCUUCCUCCUCACCACAUGAGGAAUGUUCUCCAGAUUUAAAGGUAUCUUCAUGCCAUGGCGAAUAUCAGGGCUUUGGACACACAAUUACUCCCCAGAAUGCUGGUGUUGCAUUCCAUCUGGGUGAAGUCGUCAGGAUUGAUAUUCCAGAAGAGUAGGCCUUCCUGACGAUGCAGGCCAAUAUCUAGACUUUGUAGAACAGUGUUUUCACAGGACAAGCUCUCUGCAGACCAGAUGUCUGAAGAAGCCAUAAAUGACAUCACAGACAAGGAGAAGAAGCUCCUUGACACAGCAGACUCCUUGAGAGGAUCCACAGCUCAGAAUGUUCAAAAUUUCAUAUACGCAAACCCAGAUAUGACUACUAUAUAAUACCAUUACAUACAUGUUAGUAUAUAUAUUUGUAUAUAUUUUAUAUAUCACAAAUAACACUUAAAUUUCCUAGGCUUUGGCUUUCUUAAACUCUUAGGGUUUCAUAUAUUCACACAUUAGGAACAAUUUCAGCUGAGUGCUUUUGCAUUUUUCAAGAGGAUGGACAUUUGAAGAUAAAAAAAUAAAAUCAGUGCUUCUUACCACUGCAUGAAUGUAAUGCUCUGGACUGAAAAUGUAAAUAUAAAAUUCAGAUUAUAUUAAUUUAAUCAUAAUCAUGUUCCAUUUAAGUUUACAUAAUUAUACUUCAAUUACAUGUCCUUCAAUA